This is a messenger RNA of Penicillium angulare, 1029 nucleotides long. RefSeq names its product Clavaminate synthase-like protein. Gene Ontology annotation, molecular function: dioxygenase activity. Bases 1 to 1029 code for a protein of 342 amino acids. The transcript has 3 exons. The record is from RefSeq and is a predicted model, not a curated record. Lineage: Eukaryota; Fungi; Ascomycota; Eurotiomycetes; Eurotiales; Aspergillaceae.
AUGAUGUCUGUGACGACUGUAGACUUCGCCCAUUUUCUUUCGGGCACAGACAGUGAGCGCCAAGCUGCUGCAAUCUCGCUGGUCGACUCGUUUAAACGGACGGGCUUUGUCAAGCUGAUCAACCAUGGUAUCCCUUUGGAGGUUAUCGAGAAGGCCGAGGAAGUGAACAAAAAAUUCUUUGCCCUCAGCCCGGAAGAGAAAGUGAAAGCUGUCAACCCCCCUGGCCCUCACCCUCAGCGCGGAUGGAGCUAUAAAGGCGCCGAGACUACAGCGGGCUUGCGGCCUUCCAAGGCAAUUAAAGUUGUGAAGCCCAUGGAUGAAAAGGAACACUACGAUAUCGGACCCGCGGACGAUGAAGAGUAUCCGAAUAGAUGGUUGGAAGAGGAAGGAUGCCCUGGUUUCAAAGAGUUCUCGGAAACUUUCUACCUACAGUGUCAGGAUCUGUGUACGCAGGUGAUGGCCGCCUGCGAGACGGGCUGCCAUAUCUCCCCAGGAACCCUCGUGAACCGUUGCAAACCUGCCGCUAGUGAGCUACGAUACAACUAUUAUCCUGAAGUCGAUCUUAAAAGACUCUACGGAGGCGAGACCCGUCGUGGGUGGCCGCACACAGAUUUCGGAAUCAUCACUCUAUUGUUCCAGGACAACCGAGGAGGACUGGAAUACGAAGAUCGUGAUCAUCCAGGGCAAUUCCUUCCAAUAGAGAAAGAGAGACCCGAUGAGAUCGCCAUCAACGUGAGCGAUACUUUCCAACGGCUGUCUAACGACGUGAUCCCUGCCGGCGUGCAUCAGGUGUGGCUACCACGCCAUCUCACCACAGAAGAGCGGAGCCGCGAGGAUCAUAUAAUCCCUGAGCGCCAUUCUACCGUGUUUUUCUUCAAGGCAGAUCGUGAGACCAUGGUAGGUGCGUUGCCAGAGUUCACAACCCCUGCGACGCCGGGUAAGUACGACGAUAUCACUGCGCUGGAGUUUCAUAAGCGCAUGACCCAGAUCUUAGUCCAAAAUGCCACCCAGGUUCCAACUAGUGCCUAA